Molecule: messenger RNA, 834 nt
Organism: Schistocerca cancellata (South American locust)
Lineage: Eukaryota; Metazoa; Arthropoda; Insecta; Orthoptera; Acrididae
Exons: 3
Coding region: 1-834 (277 amino acids)
Source: RefSeq, a predicted model, not a curated record
AUGGAGGCGGCCCUGAUGAGGUAUUUGUCGUGUGACACCAUCACGGUGGAGUCCAUCGUGGUGGAACCGGCGAACAAGGCUGGAGCCGGCUACGGCAGCCAUAUGUCCAGGGUGAGGGUCGCCUUCAGGAAGGGUGAAGGAGAGGCGGCUCAGCAGCUGCCUUUGAUCGUGAAGGCCACACUUAGCGCGGCGGCGUCGGAGCAUAUGGGGCAGUGGUACGUGUUCAAGACGGAGGCGCUGGUGCUGGCCGAGGUGAUGCCCACAGCGCACGAGGCUCUGAAACGGGUGGAGGGCGCGUCUUUCCGGCCACUGACGGCCACGUGCCUGCACCACGGCGCCACACCCAGGGCCUUCCUCGUGCUGGACGACCUCGUAGCUGCCGGCUAUCGAUUGGCGGACUCCGAGCGACCUCUCGACUACCAGCACUGCGAGGUGGUGAUGCGAGCGUACGCGCGCCUCCACGCCGGCACUGCCUACGCGCUCAGCAAGCGCCCCGACUACGGCGUCCAACUCGAUAUGGAUUACUUCACCGCCGACAACGCGGAGUUUAUGCUGCGGUCGAUUGCGCAGUGUAUGUUUUCUGCUCUCGCCGAUUUCGUGACGAGAGUUCCCAACUAUGAACACUACGCCGCCAAGUAUUUGGGACUCGCAGAUACCUUGUUGCCACUAAUGAGAAAGGCAUUGAAGAAGAAAGUUCAAGAUACUAAACUCAAGGUGCUGGUUCAUGGUGACUGCUGGAAGAACAACAUGAUGUUCAAGUACUCAUCAGGGGAGGUUGUUGAUGUACGCUUCGUAGAUUUUCAGUUCAAGUCAUAUGUUGAACGAUAUCGCUAA